Messenger RNA from Monoraphidium neglectum, 2691 nucleotides. RefSeq names its product Chloride channel protein CLC-f. Gene Ontology annotation, molecular function: voltage-gated chloride channel activity. The transcript has 11 exons. Gene Ontology annotation, biological process: transmembrane transport; chloride transport. The coding region runs from base 1 to 2691 and encodes 896 amino acids. Gene Ontology annotation, cellular component: membrane. The record is from RefSeq and is a predicted model, not a curated record. NCBI's taxonomy places the organism in Eukaryota, Viridiplantae, Chlorophyta, Chlorophyceae, Sphaeropleales, Selenastraceae.
AUGGCAUGGCCGCACGCACGCAGCGCCAAGCCCGGCCACCCGCGAUGGGCCUGCUGCGCGCUGUCGCCGCACAGCCCAAGCGGGAGCCCGGCAAGCAUCAGCAGCGUGGACGGCGGAGACCCCGCCGCCGCAGCGCCAACGGCAGCGGCGCAACCGCCGGACGCCCUGGCAGCGCCGCCAUCCGCCAGCAGCGGCGGCGGCGGGCCGGCGCCGUCGAUGCUUUCCUCCGCGAUCCAGGCGGCCAUCAAUGGCAGCACCAGCGGCGGCGGGGGCGGCGGCGAUUGGGACGAUUCCGGGGCGUCCGCACCCCGCGCGCUGGCGACUUCUGGCGGCGGGGAGCCCGCGGCCAACCUGAAGAAUGGCAGCGGCAGGGGCUCUGCGGCGGUGAGGACAAUCCUGGCGCCGUUCCCUGCCGGCGACGCACCGCCGCCGCCGCCAGUGCAGCAGCAGCAGCAGCUGGAGCAGCUACAGCAGCAGCAGCAGCAGCCCGAGGACGACAGCGGGCGCGCUGGGGGCAGCAGCCGGGCGGCGGAGGAGCGCGCGCGGCGCGCCGCUGGUGGCGUAGACACACGGGACGACAGCGGCAGCGCGUUCAGCCUGAGCAGCAGCAGCAGCACCAGCAGCAGCACCAGCAGCAGCAUGGCCGUGUCCGACCCCCUCGACGGCGGCGGCGAGGCACCCCCCGAUGACGCCGGCGUGGGAGGCGGCAGCAUGAAGCGCCGCCUGCUGCAGCGGCGCAACGGCGCCGCGCCCGGCAACGGCCGCGGCCUCGGCGCCCUGACCGGCCUCGGCGGCGGCUCGCCAGCCCCCGGCGCCUCGCCGUCCGGCGCCUCGGCCCAAGGCGACCCGAAGGCCGAGGGCGGGGGCGGGGAGGGGGAGGGGGGCAUACCCCUGCUGGGGUCCCUGGGGCGCCUGCUGUCAGAUAGAGAGGACCUGGUGACGCUUUUUUACGCCAUGGCCACGGGCGUGGUCGUGGCCGGCAGCGUCUUCUUUUUCGACGUGUCCAUCCAGUACAUCCACGACCUGCCCGACAUCCUGGCGAACCUCCACGUCGGCGGCGGCCGCGCCACAGGGCUGGUCCUCGGCGACCUGGCCAUCCCCUUCCGCUGCAUCAUGCCCAUCGGCGCCGGCUUCGCGGUCGCGGCGCUGCAGAGCCGCGGCUUCGCGCCGGGGCUCAAGUUUUUGACGCGCGCCAUCGAGGGCGUAGUGGAUGACAGCAAAAACGCGACCCUGCCGCAGGAUUACGGCCAGGUGUGCGCCCGCGGCCGCUGGUUCGUCCUUUCCGCGUCGCCUCGGGCCGCAGUAUCGUCGCGGCGACGGCGGGGGCCGGGGGCGGCGCCGGCUGUUGAUGUCUUGCAGAACGCCGGGGGCGCCGGCUGCGUGUUCCGCAAGGCCGCCGCCUCCGCCAUCACGCUCGGCAGCGGCGCGUCCCUUGGCCCCGAGGCGCCCAGCGUGGAGCUGGGGGCCAACACGGCGGCCGUCCUGGCUCCGAAGCACCUCAGCAAGCGGCGGCAACGGAUGCUGGUCGCCGCUGGCGCCGCAGCGGGCGUCUCCGCCGCGUUCGACGCCCCCACCAGCGGCGCCCUCUUCGCCGUCGAGUUCGUCCUCAAGUCCUCGCGCCUCGGCCUCGACCGCCUGUCCACGUCCGUCGUGUUUGCGUCCACGUCAGUGGCGGCCGGCGUGGUCGGCUUCCUGCGCAGCGAGGGCCGCGCGCUGGGGAUCGCAGGCGUGUCGCAGCACCUGGUGGGCCGGAUCCCCUAUUUCAGCAUCCAGCCGAACCUCCUGAUCGACGUGCUGCAGUUCUCCGCCCUGGGUGUCGGCUGCGCCGGCGCCGCCGUGCUGCUCUACGAGGGCGUGCGCGUCAGCGAGACGGCGCUGCGCCCGCUGCCGCGCUGGGUCUCGGCGCCGCUGGGCGGCGCCGUCUGCGGGUUCAUCGCCUUCAGGUUCCCCUCGGUCCAAUUCGGCUACACGAGCCUUGAGGAGAUCUUCCGGGACGAGAGCCGCGCCAGCGUGACGGACCUCACCUCCCUGCUGUUCGCCAAGAUCGCCGCCACCAGCAUCUGCGCCGGCGCGGGGCUGGUGGGCGGCCUGUUCCAGCCGUCCCUGUUUCUCGGGGCCCUGGUCGGCGACAUCGCGUCGCACGUCGUGGCCGGCCCCUGGGGCGUGGUCGACCCGACCACCUUCACCGUCGUCGGCGCGGCGGCGGUGCUGGGCGCGGCCUGCAGGGCGCCGCUUACGGCGAUCGCACUGAUGGUGGAGAUCACGCAGGACGUCGGGCUGCUCGUACCGCUCCUAGCCGCCAUCGGCGUGGCAUCCGUCGUGUCGGAGUACGGGGAGGGCGUACUGGGCCGCCAGCUGGACCGCCUGCUGGCGCAAGGCUUCUUCGCCGAGGCGUACAACUUCUGGGGCGCGGCCGCGGGCGGCGGCGCGGCCGCGGCCGCGGCGCCCGCGGCGCCGGAGGUGCGCACCGUGGAGGAGGUUAUCAGCACGCCCGCGCGGCUGUACGUGCGCCACACUCUGCCGCUGGAGCAGGCCAAGGUCGCGCUGGCCACACGCAACUCGCCGGCCGCGGUCGUUGUCGAUGACAACUUCAGCCCCAUGGGCCUGGUGUACCUGGAAGACAUAGAGGCAGAGUUGGUCAAGGACGAGCUGCUCAACCAGGCCGACAACAACUUCAACAGGGCCCCCUGA